Molecule: messenger RNA, 183 nt
Organism: Rhizophagus irregularis DAOM 181602=DAOM 197198
Lineage: Eukaryota; Fungi; Glomeromycota; Glomeromycetes; Glomerales; Glomeraceae
Source: RefSeq, a predicted model, not a curated record
AUGGACGUUGAUUUGAGAAAUUUAUAUUAUGGAAGAUUUCUUGUGGAACAUAUUUACGGUACUGGAUAUAAUUGUCCCGUAAUUGAAACAACAAAGCCAGCUAUUAAUGAAGUUAUUGAUCCUUCAAUCACGAUCAAAUAUACCAUUCCAGUGAAGUUAUCUUUCGAUAUUUCUAAUAAAUGA